This is a messenger RNA of Sinocyclocheilus anshuiensis, 792 nucleotides long. Its product is annotated as myeloid leukemia factor 1-like. The coding region runs from base 1 to 759 and encodes 252 amino acids. The transcript is spliced from 8 exons. The record is from RefSeq and is a predicted model, not a curated record. NCBI's taxonomy places the organism in Eukaryota, Metazoa, Chordata, Actinopteri, Cypriniformes, Cyprinidae.
AUGCUCAGACAGCAGCAAGACGAGCCCUUCUUUGCUUGCUCAUCAAGCGACCCGUUCCAGCUGCAUCAUGAGCGCAUGCAGCAGAUGAUGGGGGGUUUCUCUGACCACUUCGGUCACAGGGGUCACGGGGGUCACAGGGCCACGGCUCAGCCCAACACUGGCCCGAACGACCGCAGCAGCCGAGAGCUGGAUUUCUUUAGCAAUCCUUUGGCUAUGAUGGACAGCAUGAGGAACAGGAUGGAGGCCAUGCAUCGAAAUGUUGAGAACAUGCCUUCAGACCCCAACAGCCACUCGUUUUCCUCUUCCUCUGUCAUGACGUUCUCUAAAGCGGGACAUGAGCCGGCCAAAGUCUUCCAGGCCUCGUCUCAGACGCGCUUUGCUCCUGGAGGAAUAAAGGAGACCAGGAGGAGUCUGAAGGACUCUGAGAGCGGACUGCAGAAGAUGUCCAUCGCCCAUCACAUCCAGGACAGAGGCCACGUCAUCGAGAGGAAAGAGAACAGGAAAACUGGAGAGAAGGAGCUCAACCAGGACUUCCAGAACAUGGAUGAAACGGAGGCCCAGUCCUUCGAUGAGGAAUGGCAGAGAGAAGUGUCCCGGUUCCAGGCUUCUGCGCCCAUGUCCCGUCUGGAAGCACCGAGACAGCGAGCGGUUCACCGAGCGGCCAUCACAGCACCACGAGACACUCACAGAAACGACAAAGGACAUCAAACCCAUUAUAAUGAGCUCAACAUUAAAGGCUCGGGCAGGAAGACGCACUAAAGCUCGUUCACAAUAAAACACUCUUGACAGGAA